CCUUCUCACUUUCCCACCUUCCCACCUUCCCACCUUCCCACCUUCCCACCUUCCCACCUUCCCACCUUCCCACCUUCCCACCUUCCCACCUUCCCACCUUCCCACCUUCCCACCUUCCCACCUUCCCACCCUCCCAUCGGGCUCCAGAGUCCCUGGCAAUGA
Messenger RNA from Tremella mesenterica DSM 1558, 162 nucleotides. RefSeq lists its product as uncharacterized. The transcript has a single exon. The annotation marks the transcript as partial. Lineage: Eukaryota; Fungi; Basidiomycota; Tremellomycetes; Tremellales; Tremellaceae. The record is from RefSeq and is a predicted model, not a curated record.